AUGCUCAAUGGGUUGGCUCAGGAGAGGGGUUACUCUUUGACCCUGAAAAAGAAUAACAUCCAAUCAGAUUUAGUUCAAAACAGUAGAGUAACCUGGGAAGGUUGCAGCGUCUUGCUCGACAUUAACGAUGGCGACCGUCUGGUUUUUGCUCGAUUAACAGCUGGCUCGAACUUGAAAAUUGGAAAUAAAAAUUACUCUUUACGGCCAUUGAUUGGAUGCCCUUUUGGUUCUUCUUUUCAAACUGGGAAUGGAACUGAAGGGCAUUGUUUAUCUAGGGUUAUUCCCUCCACAGAAGGUAAUAAUGAUCAAGAAAAAGGAGGAUGUCAAAUAGUGGAUGAAUGUAGGGAUAAUCGAGCUAUUGUUGAUAAUAAUGAAGCCCAAACCCUAACUAGUGAAGACAUAGAUCAAAUGCGGAGGCAGGGUGCGAAAGGCGAUGAGAUAAUUGAAGCUCUCAUUGCCAACAGUGCAACAUUUGAGAAGAAAACAGCAUUUUCUCAAGAGAAAUAUAGGAUUAAGAAGCAAAAAAAGUAUGCCCCUAGAGUGCUUUUGAGGCGACCUUCUACUAGAAGCAUAUGCGAGGCGUACUUCAAGAAAUACCCAAAUAGAAUCGGAUUCCUGCGAGUAGAUGCGUUAUCACUGUUGCUUUCACUUGCUAAUGUUACUGCAAACUCUGACAUCCUGUUAGUGGAUAUGGUUGGUGGCCUUCUUACUGGUGCUGUGGCAGAGCGUUUAGGAGGUACAGGUUACAUCUGCAAUACGUAUCUUGGAAGUACGCCACAUCCCAUGGACAUAGUUAGAAUAUUCAACUUUGAAAAUGAAAUUUGCAAAAGGUACUUCGUGUUCUUAGUUUCAUCAUAG
This is a messenger RNA of Dovyalis caffra, 858 nucleotides long. NCBI's taxonomy places the organism in Eukaryota, Viridiplantae, Streptophyta, Magnoliopsida, Malpighiales, Salicaceae. The record is from the annotation of a GenBank genome assembly.